AUGGCACGAAGCCGGGUCACCAAUGCUCUAGCAGUCAUUUGUGGGCUAGUGGUGCUCUACUUUUUCAGUGUGGCACUUAGGCCCCUGGUUAUCUAUGUAGACAUAGUUUCGAACCUGAUCGUUCCAGAUUUCGUUCCGGGCAGUAAUUCGAAUCAUGCCGCCGUGAAGGAUGUUUCAGAAGAUUCGCCUAUAAAAGACACUGCCCACGAAGAACAACUUGCACAAAAACAGGUGGGUGAUCUACAAUUGGCAGGAGUAGUACUGAAUGUGGAAACUGAAUCGCAGCCCGUGUACGAUAAGAGUAAAAAAGUAAAGGGUACAUUUGUCACUUUGGCGAGAAAUCAGGAGUUGUACGAGUUGAUUAAGGCUGUUCGUGGAGUGGAAGACCGUUUCAAUCGCAAGUUUAACUAUGACUGGGUGUUUCUAAAUGAUGAAGAAUUCACCCAAGAGUUCAAGGAUUUGACAUCCUCGAUAGUUUCGGGAAAAACGAAGUACGGAAAGAUCCCCAAAGAACACUGGAGUUAUCCCGAUUGGGUGGAUCUUGAAAAGGCGGCAAAAAGUAGGGCGGAAAUGAAGGCUGCUAAUAUCAUUUAUGGAGAUAUGGAAUCUUAUAGACACAUGUGCCGGUUCGAAUCUGGAUUCUUUUGGCGAAACGAGCUCCUCGACGAGUACGAUUGGUACUGGAGAGUAGAGCCUGGUAUCCAGAUUCAUUGUGAUCUCGAUUACGAUUUGUUCAAAUUCAUGGCCGACAAUGACAAGAAGUAUGGAUUUGCCAUUUCUCUUCACGAGUUUGAAAAAACCAUUCCUUCGUUAUGGCAACAUACCAAAGAUUUCAUCAAGGAACAUCCAGAGUAUUUGGCAAAGAAUAACAUGAUGGACUUUAUCUCCAACGAUGGCGGUGAAACUUACAAUUUGUGUCAUUUCUGGUCGAAUUUUGAGAUUGGUGAUUUAAACUUUUGGAGAUCCGAUGCUUAUCGUGCAUACUUUGACUAUCUCGAUAAAACAGGCGGAUUUUUCUACGAAAGAUGGGGAGAUGCACCUAUACAUUCAAUUGCAGCGGCAUUAUUCCUUCCAAGAGACAAAAUACACUACUUUGAAGAUAUGGGCUAUAAUCAUGGUGUGUACACUCAAUGCCCAUUAAACCCACAGUAUCGGUACGAUCACAAGUGCAAUUGUGAUCCUGAACUGGAUUUCACUUUUAGAGGAUACUCUUGCGGCAAGAGAUACUACGAAGUUAACAAGAUGACAAAGCCUGCUGAAUGGGAGAAUUAUCAGUGA
This is a messenger RNA of Meyerozyma guilliermondii ATCC 6260, 1278 nucleotides long. RefSeq names its product glycosyltransferase family 15 protein. Gene Ontology annotation, biological process: cell wall mannoprotein biosynthetic process; protein O-linked glycosylation; protein N-linked glycosylation. The record is from RefSeq and is a predicted model, not a curated record. NCBI's taxonomy places the organism in Eukaryota, Fungi, Ascomycota, Pichiomycetes, Serinales, Debaryomycetaceae. Gene Ontology annotation, molecular function: alpha-1,2-mannosyltransferase activity. Gene Ontology annotation, cellular component: Golgi apparatus; membrane. Bases 1 to 1278 code for a protein of 425 amino acids. The transcript has a single exon.